AUGAAGCUACAAUCUCAAGAUCAAGGGAUUCGUCCCUUAGUGAAAGCAGCCGAGACCUUUUUUGCCACGAGCAAGUCUUCCUUAGGGGGGGUUUCGUCAGCUGAGAAGGUCCCUAUGGGAGUUGCUCCUGCCUCAUCUGUCGGGAUUAAGUGCCUCAUCAGUGCAAGCAGUAAAAAGGUCAAUGGCAUGCAAAAGGUCCAGGAUAUUAUGCUCAAGUCUCCACCCGAACUACCCAAAACCUGUGAUAUGCUUUGUAAGGAGGCCGUUGAGAAGAAAGAUUUGGGUCGUCAGUGCCAUCAAAAUGAGAUGACUGUACCUCUGCAUAGCAACCAUGACUCGUCUGCGAGGCCACGAGAAAUUAAGCGUGGAGCUGACUUAAUGUUGCAAGUUGUGACCAAGAGAGCUAAAGAGUCGUCUACUCAAACAAAGAGUCAUUCAGUUGCUCGAACUACCGAUUCGGGAGUUGCCACAGAGGCAUCCAAGAAUGAGAUUGCUGCUAAUGCGUACAAGCUAGGAUAUUUGGACUGUAUGAAUUGUGCUUCUCCUUAUUUCCCUCUCGAACAUAAAGAUGAUGAGCAGCUCUAUCUUGAUCUGCCCCUUGCUCAAAGUGAGCAAAUCAAUGCUAUGGAUGUAGAAGCAGUUGAAGAGUAG
Prunus armeniaca (apricot) is the source of this 651-nucleotide messenger RNA. Lineage: Eukaryota; Viridiplantae; Streptophyta; Magnoliopsida; Rosales; Rosaceae. The record is from the annotation of a GenBank genome assembly.